UUCUUUUAUGUGUCAUCCAACUUACCAAAAUGUCACAGUGGGUGGGAAGUAAUAUAACUUCUCCGAAGCGACAAAUGAAAGCGAUUUUUUUAAGGACGUCUAACUGCGGUAUCCGGCUGCUUGAUUCAUUAACCAGUACCUCCUGGAAGGCACUACAUGUCUGCUUUUUAAGAGCACGUACCGUAGGCUACUCACAAUUCAAAACCGGCUUCUUAUUUAAGUGUUAUGACCACCACUCAAAAGCUCAGGAGCACAUAUGCUUCAUCAGGGUAUGACAGCGAUGGUGUGCAGGGCACCUCCUUUGUGGCAGAGCCAUGGAGCUGCGCUGCUGCCAUGGAAAAGGAGAUAUCAUCUGUCUCCAGCCCCAGCAGGAGCUCUGCUACCCUCCUCACAUCCUGCAGUAUCAAUGGCAGCCUCCUGGGGGAGGCAGACCAGCAGGGCUAUGACGUGGAGUUUGACCCCCCCCUCGAGAGCAAGUACGAGUGUCCCAUCUGCCUGAUGGCUCUGCGGGCGGCAGUGCAGACGCCCUGUGGUCACCGCUUCUGCCGCAGCUGCAUUGAAAAGUCCAUCCGGUACGUUGCUUUGCAGGGGGGGGGACUCCUGCACAGCUGUACAUCCGGCCACUCAUCCAACCUGUCCGCUUCUGUCUCUGCCUUCAGGGAUUCGGGCCAGAAGUGCCCAGUGGACAAUGAACUUCUGCAGGAGGACCAGCUCUUCCCAGACAACUUUGCAAAGCGUGAGAUCCUUUCCCUCACUGUGCUGUGCCCCAAUGCUGGCUGUGACCACAAGACGGUGCUCCGCCAGCUCGACGAUCACAAUGAGCGCUGUCAGUUUGCCGUGACCCUGUGUCCCCUCUGCCGGGAGUCAGUGCGGAAGAGUGAGCUGGAGGUCCACACGGCACAUCAGUGUCCACGACGCCCGGUCUCAUGCCCAAACUGUAUACAGACGUUCAUUUACGAGGAGACAAAGGUCCAUGAGCAGUCCUGCCCCCUGGCCAGUGUGGCGUGUGAAUACUGCAGUAUGGAGCUUAUUCGCGACCAGCUGUCAUCGCACUGUGACACAGACUGUGUGAAGGCUCCAGCCGCCUGCCCCUUCAGGGACUUCGGCUGUCGGGAGAAGAUGCAACGCAACAACCUGGCGCAGCACAUGCAGGAGUUCACUCAGCUGCACAUGCGCUAUAUGGCAGAUUACCUGCGCAGCCUGAGCCUAAAUGGGGCACUGGGGGGGCCCUCUGAUGGCGGAGGCGGAGCCAGAGGUGGGCUGGCCUGCAAAUGCCUCCAGGAAAGAGUGAACUUGCAUGAGACAGUGCAACAGCUGGACGGCAGGCUAGUGCUGCAAGAUCAGCAGCUGAGGGAGCUGAGCAUCAGCAACGAUACGCAGGCUGCCAAACUGGUGGAGCUGCGCAGGCACCUGCGCUCCCUGGAGGAGCUGCUGCGGGAGCUGGAGGCCCAGCAGUGCAGGGGCAUCUACGUGUGGCAGGUGGAGGGAUUCUCUGCACACCUGCGCAGCCAGGAGUCCAGUCAACCCGUGGUCAUCCACAGCCCCAGCUUCUACACUGGCCGGCCAGGAUAUAAGCUGUGUCUGCGGUUGCAGCUACAGGCGCCUAGCGCCCCCUGCUGCGCAAACUAUAUUUCCUUGUUCGUGCACACCAUGCAGGGUGAAUUUGACAGCCAGCUCCACUGGCCACUGCAGGCCACCAUCCGACUGGCCAUCCUGGACCAGGCGGAGGAUCACCACCACAUGGAGGUGAUGGAGACCAUCCCAGAGCUUUACGCUUUCCAGCGGCCUGUCCUGCCUCGCAAUCCCAAGGGCUUCGGCUACAUCACCUUCAUGGCACUGCAAGCACUGCAGGAGCGGCAGUAUGUGAAGGACGACUGUCUGCUGGUGCGCUGUGAGGUCAGCCUGCACUGUGACCGGCAGCUGCAGCAGGGGGUGCUCCAGGGGCGCGGCCCUGAGUCAUUGCUGUGAGGCAGAUGGGCAGA
Paramormyrops kingsleyae is the source of this 1982-nucleotide messenger RNA. Its product is annotated as TNF receptor-associated factor 6-like. Lineage: Eukaryota; Metazoa; Chordata; Actinopteri; Osteoglossiformes; Mormyridae. Gene Ontology annotation, biological process: protein ubiquitination; lipopolysaccharide-mediated signaling pathway; regulation of canonical NF-kappaB signal transduction. The record is from RefSeq and is a predicted model, not a curated record. Gene Ontology annotation, cellular component: plasma membrane signaling receptor complex. Gene Ontology annotation, molecular function: zinc ion binding; ubiquitin protein ligase activity; tumor necrosis factor receptor binding.